Messenger RNA from Cercospora beticola, 1038 nucleotides. The record is from RefSeq and is a predicted model, not a curated record. NCBI's taxonomy places the organism in Eukaryota, Fungi, Ascomycota, Dothideomycetes, Mycosphaerellales, Mycosphaerellaceae.
UGCCCUCAACUGCCAACGACACGAACACCGCUCCUACCGAAUACUCGACACUCGACCCGAUCAUGGCCGACGAAGAAAUGGCCGACGCGCCCCAGGCGCACUCCGAUACCGAAGAGUCAAAGCCAAAGAGCAGCACCAGCCGAUCGGGCCAAGACACCAAAACAGCAGAGAAUGCGGCCGCCGUGCGCAGUAUCGAGGGCUGGAUCAUCAUCGUGACCAAUGUGCACGAGGAAGCCUCGGAGGAAGAUAUUCAAGACAUGUUUGGAGAGUACGGAGACAUCAAGAACUUGCACAUGAAUCUGGACCGAAGGACAGGUUAUGUCAAGGGUUAUGUGCUCAUUGAGUACCCAACAUUGGACGAGGCGAAAGCCGCAAUUCAGGAUGCGGAUGGCAAGGAAUUGCUGGAGCAGAAGAUUGGUGUCGACUAUGCCUUUGUCCGGCCCCCACCUACGAAGGGCUCUGCGCCAAAGGGACAGAGGAAAGGUGGGCGAGAGCGAAGCGCGAGUCCUGGAGCUCGGCGCAGAAAGGACGAGGACGACGAGGAUUGAGCGAUUCCCUUGAAUUUUGAGUAAAACCCCAUUCAAGUCAAACCUUGACAGAAGUGAACGCGUAUCUUGGUGCUUCAGCUGGCGACCGCCGAAGCAAGAUACGUGCCGACUAUGUCGGCCGAGAUAGGCUGAGAAUGCCAAGAUCAUAUGAACGCAGCGCGAGUUUAGUGACGCACCCAUUAUUGCACCUCACGUACUGAGGGCUUCGCCUGGCGCGCACCUUGAUUGUUGCAUAGCGAGGAACAAGUCUUGAAUACUGCUGAACUGUCUAGACCAGGUGCUUUUUGGCAGUGGUCACGGACUCGUUUACUCAAGUGUCAGAUCUUGCGCGACUGGACAGCGCCUCUCACACAUCGACCUUAGACGAAGAGCAAGACUGUGCCAAUUUGAGACAUGAUUGUCUCGCUGCGCUAGACAUAUCGAUCAUGUCUUACAACGUUCAAACGCUCAUACAGGCAUAUAUCGGGUGUGCAGCCGACAUUGUGGAGCU